AUGCAAUGCGAUAAGAAUGCUGCGUGGUACUCGGAAGAGGAACACGAACGUCUCGUCGAGCUGUGCCAACACGGCUUGGUGCCGUCCACUCCAUGCCGGAAUCACUCGCACACUCACUGCAUCGUCAGCUGGUAUCGGAGUGGAGGCAGUACAGAAAAGGUUGUGACCGAACGAAAGUGUGGUGGACUGGAGGACGUGACUGGAUGCACUCUGUAUAACUCGAAAAUUAGUCGAAAGGCCGUAGCAAAAUUCACUGUUUUGCAACUAGGUUGUUACCAGGCGGCGGUGACUUCUGGCGCUGAUUUACUUCUAUCUGAACUUCUGUGCUCUCGAUCUAAAUAUCUCCAGUGGGGGAGCGACACCUACUCUCAAAAGACCAUUCGUCAGGCACUGUUCGACGCGAAGCAUCUUCGUUGUUCGUGGAGGUGUGCAGCGAAUCAUGUCCAGGCGGAGAGUGCUCGAGCACGGUUCGAAGAACGACCGUGCUCAGUGUGCUGCUUACGCUUCUCCUGUUGUUACACUUAUUUUAAAGCGCUUCCAAGACACUACGGUACGGUAUCGGAAGAUGGUUGGAGCAACAACGAUGCUGAAGUGCUACGCAUGUUCAAAAAUACGUCCGCAACUGAGGCAAUUCCGUAG
Molecule: messenger RNA, 639 nt
Organism: Angiostrongylus costaricensis
Lineage: Eukaryota; Metazoa; Nematoda; Chromadorea; Rhabditida; Metastrongylidae
Source: the annotation of a GenBank genome assembly